This is a messenger RNA of Paramisgurnus dabryanus, 2510 nucleotides long. RefSeq names its product G protein-coupled receptor 107 (gene gpr107). Gene Ontology annotation, biological process: clathrin-dependent endocytosis. Gene Ontology annotation, molecular function: clathrin heavy chain binding. Gene Ontology annotation, cellular component: clathrin-coated vesicle; Golgi apparatus; membrane. The record is from RefSeq and is a predicted model, not a curated record. Lineage: Eukaryota; Metazoa; Chordata; Actinopteri; Cypriniformes; Cobitidae.
GUUCGAUUGACCUGCUGUUAUUUUUGAAGCGGUUUUAAAAAUGGCGUCAGUGAAGAGAUGUAUGUUUACAGUUAUUAAUACGAUUAUUUCACUUUUUAUCAUAGAAAGUCAAUGUCGAAUUCAUAAUCUCAUACUUAAGGAUGACAUCCGUCAACGGGUCCAUCUCAACACAUUCGGUUUUUAUAAAGAUGGUUACAUGACUAUGAGCAUGAACAGCCUGAGUUUCGCUGAUGGAAAGCUGGACAACAUUGACAGCUCCACGAUUGGAUUCAGCUUAGAUCGCGCAAGCAAUAAUGGAUUUUCCACAUAUCUGGAUGAAGGUCUUGACUAUUGUCCUCUGAAGAAAGAUCCAAGCAGUAAUUUUGCAGGAGUGCUUCUCCUGAUGGACUUCAAAAAUAGCCUAGUGAGGAAAAAGACCUCAGCAACUGAUCUGUUUCCCAACAUCAUACCUGGGUUGCCAAAAACCACAGAAAAUGAACUGCCUGUUGAAAAUGGGGCAGAUAAAGUCAAGAAACCAGAUGAGAAAGAACAGCCAGCAGCUGGUCCUGAAGUCAAUAAAGAUGUUCAGAGCAAGGCAGAAGACACAUAUCCUCUUCCACUCAAUGGCCAGGCCUACUCUUUUCAGUUUUAUUUUAAUGUCACAAAGGAUGAGCAGCAAGGCCUUUAUAACUUUUAUUUCUACAACUGCUACUCCAUGUCAAUCAAUCAGGACAGCUCUGUGCCAGACCUGCUGAGUUUUAGCAUUAAUAUCACUAUAACGGAGAAGAAUCCAGACAGCUACCUGUCUGCUGGAGAGAUUCCUUUACCUAAACUUUACAUCGGCAUGUCCUUAUUCUUCUUUCUCAUUGGUACCAUGUGGGUUCAUGUUUUGCGUACUCAUAGUGCUGAUGUUUACAAGAUUCAUUGGCUGAUGGCGGCUCUUCCAUUCACAAAGUCACUUUCACUUGUUUUUCAUGCGAUCGAUUACUACUACAUUUCGAAUCAGGGCUCUCCUAUCGAAGUCUGGGCUGUGGUCUAUUACAUUACUCACCUACUGAAGGGGGCGCUGUUGUUCAUUACUAUAGCAUUAAUAGGGACCGGCUGGGCAUUUGUCAAGCAUAUUCUCUCAGAUAAAGACAAGAAGAUCUUUAUGAUCGUGAUUCCUCUGCAGGUUCUGGCCAAUGUGGCGUACAUUAUUAUUGAGUCUACAGAGGAGGGCUCCAGUGAGUACGGUCUGUGGAUGGAGAUCCUGUUUUUGGUGGAUCUGCUGUGCUGUGGGGCUAUUCUCUUCCCUGUUGUCUGGUCUAUUAGACAUUUACAAGAGGCAUCAGCGACAGACGGGAAAGCUGCCAUCAAUCUGGCUCAGCUGAAACUUUUUAGGCACUACUAUGUGAUGAUUGUUUGCUAUAUUUAUUUCACUCGCAUCAUUGCAAGUCUCAUCAAGGUCGUUGUCCCCUUCCAGUGGAAGUGGCUUUACCAGCUAUUGGAUGAGCUGGCCACCCUGACAUUCUUCUUCUUAACCGGACACAAGUUUCGUCCGGCCUCCUAUAACCCAUAUUUACUGUUGUCUGUGGAGGAAGAAGACAUGGAGAUGGAUGAUGUUGUUACUACCUCAACAGCCAUGGGAGAGGGCGUUAAGAAAGUGAAUAGGUUAUCAAACGGGCUGUCGGAGGAGAGGGAGAGCGUGGCAUGAUGGGAGAUAAAAUUCUCAGUGGGUUCUGUUGGGCCAUUGGACUUUGUGGCCAGCUACUGACAUCUCAGACAUUCUUUAUAACUUGAUGUGCAAAAUUCCGAGUGGACCUUUUCUCUCAUGUCUCUCACAUGUGACGACGCAUCGUUCCUGAUCCAUUUAAAUAUCCCUCUCUAUCUGUAAAUGUUGCACAGAUGGUUUGGAGUCUUCACACUACAUCAUUCCAUGAUUCCUUUUGCCACCGUGGUUUGAAAUGAAUUGCUUGGUGCUGCGCUUUAUUCUCAUUUUACCUUGAUAAUGUAUGUAUGUUUUUUGCUCCAUUUGGUUAUUUUUUAUUUAUUUAUGUCCUUCCUACGCAUCGCUUGAUCUUAGAGACUCUGUGGCACUUUAAUCGGGACACUCCAGUCACAUCUUUCAUGUGUGCUUACUGGGCCUCGGUGACGUCUCUUCCUGCUUUAUUUAUGUGAUUGUUUCCUACUCUUAAGUUUGGAGAAUUAAUGAUAUUUUAUGUAAAUGAAGGGCCCUAAAAAUUUAUCCGAUUAAUGCAUUAUGAAGAAUGAAAUGUAUAGUACACAAGGUUCAGCGACAGGUUCUAUAUAUAUCCUCAGUAUUUCUAUAAAUACGGAUGACUGUGAAUAUUAAUAAAAUGGAUCCAGGGUGUCCGGGAAUUGUGUAUAUCAGUUGUAUCAAACGUGGAUUUAAAAUGAUUUCAGGGAUCUUGUAAAGUAAGGUUAUUGGUAAUGCAAUGGAGGAUUUUAUUUUGAUGCUUAACAUUUUGCUUUUUCCUCAUAUUGAAUAAGCUUUAUGAAAUUGUGUUUCAGUAUUAAAUUGUGCAAUGGUU